Cooperia oncophora is the source of this 216-nucleotide messenger RNA. Lineage: Eukaryota; Metazoa; Nematoda; Chromadorea; Rhabditida; Trichostrongylidae. The record is from the annotation of a GenBank genome assembly.
GAGCGUAUGCGAGAAUCUGCCCGAGAUAUUCGUCUGCGGCCAGGAUUACUUUUGGCAUGUAAAACCGAAGCCGAAACCUAUUGCUUGGAUGAACUGAAGAAGCUGAAGAUGCCACAAUAUGCACAAAAAAUGCUGGAAGGCGUCGUUGUUGGUUGUCUACGAGAGAAGUACCGUGAAUCAGCAGUACCAGUUGAAUUCAGCUUCAUAAUCGUAUAG